UCUCUUCUCGGACGAACCGACGAUGCCGGGGACCGGUUAGAUGACCGAAGACACCGAAGAAGACUCUGGCCACGAAAGAAGUCAUGUAUAAAACCCGAGAGAAGAGUUCACCAGCAUCAGUCCGGAUCUAAACAUGAUCUCAAAAAGUGUCGCCAUCUUGAGCUUUCUCACCAUCGCGUACGCAGCCACAAUCCAGCAAAAGAACAUCCCCGUGGAGAUCCGGUACGAUGAUGGGGUGCAAAUCACCCCUAAGGAGCGGCGGGAAGUUGCUCAAGAAGUUGAUAAGGAAGAGCUCGCUGUUAAAAAUUUGGACGCCAAGGUUCAGCUAUCUCCGGAAGAACUUUCAGAGUCUCUGAAGCAUCUGCCAAUCCAGGAAGAAGUUAUGGAAGGAGGAAAUCACGUGGGAGCUACAGAAGAAGUUGCUGAAGAAGUGCUUGCUGUUGAAAAUUUAGACGCCAAGGUUCAGCUUUCUCCUGAGGAACUCGCAGAGUCUUUGAAGCAUUUGCCCGUCCAAGAAGAAGUAUUGGCACAAGAAACUCCAGAACAACCAGCUGAUGGGCCCCAAGUCACGAAUUCACAGUUGAAAGGGGUGUUACAAGAUAUUCUUGAGGAGGGAGCCAAAGAAGACUCACAUACACAGACUGAUGGUAGAGAAUCUGCAGGAGCUAUAGGAACAAAAGCUUCAACCUCCUCUUUGGAGAGAAAGCUCCAGCAUCUCCGAGAUAUUGUCGUCACAGAGCUCCGGGCACUCAGAGAAAGCAUCCAGCCGAAAAAGGGUCAACUGAUCCCCAAGCCUGAACAAUGGGACGAACUGGAGAAAUCCAUAACCAGAGUAUACGAGGAGCAGAUAAAUAAACUUAUGGCGAAGCAAACUCAGUUGCCCGAGCCUACUGGUGGAGAACCUGGACCUGCACCUACGCCUGGACCAUCACAACCCCCUGCUGCUCCAGCUGGUGGUCCCAGCACAAUUUUUCAGAAUUUCAUCAACGGGGUGAACGGGGUGAUGCAGAAUUUUAUGCAGAAUAUCCAACAGGUUGCCAGGCCGCCUGCUGCUCAAGGGGACGAAGGAACAGGCCAACCUGCUAACUCUGGAGGGUUUGUAGGAUUUAUUCAACAGGGCUUCACAAAUAUCAUGAACAUCUUAACCAACGGAGGACAAGUCCAAGGAGGUCCGUCGACAUCAAGCACUGUGUUGGGAGACACUGGCACCCCAGUUCAAUCUUCCAAUCCGUCUGGAAAUCCCUUUACAAACUUCUUUGGCGGGGUGGUGAACAACGUUCAAAACUUUCUGGGAAUACAGUCCGGUGGUGCCCCAAACACAGGAGCAGUUCCAGGAGUACAAGGAGACACAGGUGUUAGUCCACCCAAUCAGCAAAGACCUGCAGCUCAAAUAGUUAACUCAAUAGGCAAUACAAUAAAUUCCUUCUUUCAAGGAAGACCACCAACCUCCACCAGCGAUUCGGCAGCAUCACCGCCCGCAGGAAACGGGACAGGCAACAUUUUCUCGACCAUUGGUAAUGCCAUCCAGAACAGCCCAUUGAAUGUAUUCAGGCCACAAAAUGGAGGACAAACUGGUUCAAACCCAAUUCAAUCAGGCAUACAAUCUGCAGGAAACCAGAUCCAACAAGCAGUUUCAGGCAUUCAAGGACAAUUGGGCUCUCUUCCUGGUUCUAGUCCUGCAGAAGGAUCGUCUCCAGCUCCACCAGUUGUUGAGUUACCAGAUGGACAGAGGAAACCCGUAGCAGAAAGCAGUAUCCAAACGAAAAAACCCGUAAAAGUAGAGAACGACAAUGAAAUUGUACAGAAGGUGGAGCAAAAGGAGGAAAUUUUGACGACAAUUGAAUGAACUAUUAUAUUUUAUAAUUUGAGUGAACUGUAAUGCGUAUAGUCUGAUAUGUAUUUAUUUAAAUUAUUCUGGAGAUAAAGUGAAAUCCAAGAUUCA
This is a messenger RNA of Leptinotarsa decemlineata (Colorado potato beetle), 1942 nucleotides long. RefSeq lists its product as uncharacterized. Lineage: Eukaryota; Metazoa; Arthropoda; Insecta; Coleoptera; Chrysomelidae. The record is from RefSeq and is a predicted model, not a curated record.